Phaedon cochleariae (mustard beetle) is the source of this 2915-nucleotide messenger RNA. NCBI's taxonomy places the organism in Eukaryota, Metazoa, Arthropoda, Insecta, Coleoptera, Chrysomelidae. The record is from the annotation of a GenBank genome assembly.
AUUUGAUUGCGAAUCGUCUUCGGAAGGUGAUGAACCUACCCUUCACGCCAUCUCGCGUGGACCCAACGAACCGCCCCAGUGGUUGAGGGGUGGUGCAACGCCAAACUGGGGGUGGCAGGCUGCUUGCAGCUCAGCAGCAGGAGCUGGCUCUUCCCAAACCGCUGCAUCCUUGGACCAAGCAGCUUUCCCGACGUUCUCUUCGAGCACGCCGGAAGACCUCCAGGUUCCUGGAAGAAGAACUCCUUUGGGUGCAGUCGGGCUGGGGGGCUUCUAUUUCCAAAGCGGGCAGCCUAACAUGUCGGUCGGCCAUGGACCACCAUCUGACGAGAAUAAUCCAGAGGCUGGAUGUUCCACUCAAGGAUCUAGGUCACAAGAGUCACGCAUGCAGAAUCCGCAGAACUCCAACUUAUCCAAAGGCAAGAAUAGACAAGGAAAAACUGUCAGACUGAACAUCAACGCCAGAGAAAGGAGGAGAAUGCAUGAUUUGAAUGAUGCCUUGGAUGAAUUAAGAUCAGUUAUACCGUACGCACACUCCCCCUCCGUCCGGAAGCUCUCCAAAAUAGCCACCCUCCUGCUGGCCAAGAACUACAUCCUCAUGCAGGCCAACGCCCUGGAAGAAAUGAAGCGCCUGAUCGCCUACCUGCAAGGCACUGCCGGAGCGACGGUCGGCUCGGCGAUAGUUGCGCCCCCAGGCUUCGACCUGCAAGGCUUUCCUGCUGCCGCCAAGUUCCUGCAGCAGCAGGAGAACGCGCGAAGCAACGUGGGCAGCGGUGGCGGAUCGGGGCCACCUGCUAUUUGAGAUAUACAGGUCGUGUCGUAGUCUGUUAGUUAAGGACUAGUAGUCAGGGGAAGAUUGAGAAGAAAAUCGGACCGUUUCUACUCAACAAUUUCAAAUUAAUGCACAUUUUUCACAUGAAAUAACAAGAAAAUAAUAACAUCGAUCUCAUUCACUCACUGCAGGAGCGAUUAUUGGCUCUGCGGUAGUAACGCCUUCAGGGUUUGACCUGCGAAGUUUCUCUGCUGCUGCCAAGUUCUUGCAGCAGCAGAAAAAUGCGAGGAGCCACGUGGGCAGUGGUGGUGGAUCGGGGCCACCUGCUAUUUGAGAUAUGAAGGUCGUGUCGUAGUCUAUUAGUUAAGGACUAGUAGUCAGGGGAAGAUUGAGAAAAAAAUCGGACCGUUUCUACUUAACAAACUCAUGUAAAUGCACAUUUAUAACAUGAAAUAACAGGAGAAUUAGAACAUCAAAAUCAUCCACUCACUGCUGGAGCGACGAUCGGCUCGGCGAUAUUGGCGCCUUCGGGGUUUGACCUGCGAAGUUUCUCUGCUGCUGCCAAGUUCUUGCAGCAGCAGGAAAGUGCGAGAAGCAACGUGAGCAGUGAUGAUGAAUCGGGGCCGCCUGCUGUUGGAAGUCUGAAGGUCGUGUCGUAGUCUGUUAGUUGAGGACUAGUAGUCAGGGGAAGAUUGAGAAGAAGAUCGGACCGUUUCUACUCAACAAUUUCAAAUUGAUGCACAUUUUCCACAUGAAACACCAGGAGAAUUAUAACAUCAAUAUCAUUCACUCACUGCCGGAGCGAUGGUCGGCUCGGCGAUUGUGGCGCCUUCGGGGUUUGACCUGCGAGGCUUUUCUGCUGGUGCGAAGUACUUGCUGCAGCAGCAGGAAAGCGCGAGAAGCAACGUGGGCAGUUAUGGUGGAUCGGGGCCGCCUGCUAUUGGAAGUCUGAAGGUCGUCUCGUCGUCUACGCCAUUCGACAUAGCGGAAAAUUCCGUUUCUGAUGACAUAGGACACGUUUUUUUCUAAAAUCUAUAUGACGACACUUUCAUUGAUCGAAUUGUCCUCAAGCGACCCAAUAAAAUAUUAGAUAAACGAAGCACUACGAUGACAUACUGAUGAAACACCUGAAUACUGCUGGAGUGAAUGUCGGCUCGGCGAUAGUAACGCCCUGGGCUUCGACCUGCAGAGCUUUUCUGCGGCCGCCAAGUUCCUGCAGCUGCAGAAGAACGGAACGAGCUGAGUGAAUGAGUCUGAUGUUAUUAUUUUCCUGUUAUUCCAUAUAUACAGCAUUUUAUUGAGCAUGAAAUGUUACAACUUUGCCCUAAUUUGACCUACUCAGGUUAUCGAGAAUCCCAUGCUUACCCACUAGCUUGUAACACCCUGUAGAAGUUAUUCAAUGGGUUAUUUUUCAUCGACAUUACUUCUUUUUUUCUCCUAUGACUACUAGACUUUAUAUUUAUAUUUGUACAAUAAUUAUUUCAAGUUAGGGUUUGCUCAAAUCUGUUCUAAUAUUGCCUUGUCUAUUUUAUGGGGUGAUGAAAACUACUACCUACAUACAUAAUAUGGUGUAAUAACUAAUGAUGAUGGAAGUAUUCCCAAGAACUCAAAACCUCCAAGAAUUCUAAAAAAAUCCAACACAUACCUCCUCUUCCUAUUAUAAUGCAUUACUUUCAUUUUUAUCAAUUAAUUAUUCAAUUAUUGCAAUCCAUCGUUAUUUCCAGCACUGGAAACACUUUUUAUAUUAUCAACUGAUUGAACACAUACGUAUGUAAGUGGCUCAAUACUCAAUUAUCCGAUUCACACACAAAUGACUCGAAAUCAAAAUGUUCAUUUUCGAUUUCCAGGUGACUAAUUUCAUCAAGAAUCAAUUUUGUCUUCUGAAACGUUCAUUUUUUAUUCACCUAAUAAUUCAGUGAAUAUACUUUCGAAAUCAUUGAAUAUCAUAUUCAUUGGAACUGCAUUGAAUUUUCAUGACCCCAUGAACAUGUCCCAAUCUAGUCAACGAGAAAUGCUUUUGAGUGUGACAUUUUUCACACUGAAAUGUAUGAUGCCCUGAGUAUAGGUAACAUAUAUGAUAAUUAUUAUGAAAUCGAUUGUGAUGGGUGAUGCAAUAGAGAAAUGUUCAGAUCAAUAAAGGGUGAGU